AUGGAGCAACUGCUUCGGCGAGAGCUGAAAUCAUGGCAGAAGGCGUUCAAAGCACAACAUGGACGCGAUCCGACCAAGCGCGAUAUCCUCGCCGAUCCGGCUAUUGCGGGGACGUACGAUACGUGGCAAGCUGCUGGAGGUGAUGUGAAGGCUAAAUCGAAGUCGAGGAGCUCGACGAGCUCGAGGUCGAGUGACGCAUCGAGCUCCAAGCAGAGGCUAGACAGGGAAGAAGUGUCCAAGACGCCUUCCAAGAGAAAGCCGCACAGCGCAGCAACAACGACGAGCACGCCGUCGAGAAACCCCUUUCGCACGCCGACAAAGUCCAGGUGUUCGCCUGCAACAGCAACCGUCACACCUGGAACAGGGUGCAGUAGAAACCCUUUCGCUUCGCCCUCCAAGCCCUCGGCCAAUGAACCUGUCAGCCCAGCCCGGUCGCUCAUCGAAGUCGAAAUGACCCCAACCAGACGCUCACCCCUACUCGACACUUUCGCACGCCGCAACAACUUCACUCCUACCAAGUCACCCUCUCACACCCACCAUCAGCAGCAAUACAUCACCUCCUCCCCGUCCAAACUACGCACCACACUGGAAGCAUCCCUUCCCUCUAGACGUACACCCACAAAGAGCCCCAAAUCGCGAGCUGCGAGCGAUGCAGCACUGAACGCCGCGCUUGUAGCCUACACACCGCGGACGAAAGCGAGAAAGCGGUUGAGGGGGGAAGACGUCCCGCCUACACCGAGCGCUCGGCGUGUCGUGUCGGCCGGUAGUGUAGCGGUGUCGAGGACCGACCCGAGACCAGUGCAGAGGGGGUUGGGGACGUUUGGGUUUGCGUCCAACAGAAAACUGUCGGUGCAGGAGAAGGGCAGCGCCGCUGCGCCCAGCUCGGGCUCAGUGUUCAGUCGUGAGCGUGGUGGGGCGCAGAGCAACGGCAAGUUUGCAUCCAGAGGUCCCGGGUUGGGAGAUGAGGAAGAAGACGAAGAGAUGCAAACCGAAUCCCCGAUCAAAGCGGUCGCCAAGCUCCGUCGUUCCGCUUCAUCCGCAAAAGGCUUUCGACCGCUCUUUGCUUCACCAUCCAGCAACCACGCACCGCAGAACAUGCUAGGUGUCCCCCCUCCUACGAAAUCGCAUGCGCACCAGCACAUGGCAGACGAUCAAGACGAUGCAGACGCACUGAUGGAGGAUGACAGCAGCAGCUUGCCUGUCGGGGGCCUCUUCGCAGCCGAAGUGCAACAACGUCGCUUGCGGCGAGCGCGCGAGACCGAGUCAUCCUCUCUCGACACAACAGGCAUGAUGAAAAGGCACAAGAUCCGAGCGCUGGUUCAGCUGCCCAGCAGCAACGUCAGCGACAACGAAGACGACGGCGGUGCAGCACAUCCUGCAUCCUCCAGUCCAGCAUCGUUCUGCCGAGCCGGCGCCCUUUCUUCCCCGCACACCGAACUGACCGUGCCAAGCAGCACCAUUCGACCCACCACCACCACUACGGAGCACUCUUUCCUGUCGAAGCAACACAGCAAGGUGGCAGAUGAGACCGCUAGCAGCCCUACGCGCGGCGUCGAGCCUGUCAGUAGCAACAUCGGCAUCGCAUCAGAAGCAGGAGACGCCUUGGAAGAUAGUGCGGCAGAAAGAGCAGUCGAGGCCAGUAGGAUCGAAGGGUGGCGAAGAGUGCAACGAGUCGAGCUCUCUGACGAUGAUGAGCCGCGUGGAAAAGUUAUCUCGAUCACACCGUAUCAGCGUUAUGGCACUCUGCGCACUGCUUCCUCUCCCCUUCUCCCAUCAAGUGCUUUGGUGGACGAAGAAGAGGAAGACUACGCAUACACGAUCCCCACCCGCAACAGGCAGGUGUAUGCAGUUGACACAACCUCCAGCCCCGGUUCCGACUCGGACGCCGAUGCGGACCAGACACACGCCUCACUGGCCGGGCUCAAGCUGUCACCGGUUCGGCAUGCCCGCUCGAAAGCGCGGGAGCGCGAUCGACUGCUCAACAGCAUCUUUGAUCCAUCCGCUGCCAAGGCCCGCACCGUGUUUAAUCCGGAAGCGCGGUGCGGCCCUCUCCAACCAUCGACUCGCAUUGCGGAAAGCGAUUAUGAUGACGAAGACCCGAAGCAUCCUAUCAGCACACACGCCGCCACACUCGCCCACGCCAGCGACGACGACGACGACGACGACGAUUGGCAGCAAGAAGUCGACGAGGAUUUUACUUUUAUCGACUCGGAAAUUGAGCUUCAGGACGUCGCCUGA
Messenger RNA from Sporisorium graminicola, 2238 nucleotides. RefSeq lists its product as uncharacterized. Gene Ontology annotation, molecular function: single-stranded DNA binding; DNA replication origin binding. The record is from RefSeq and is a predicted model, not a curated record. Gene Ontology annotation, biological process: DNA replication; double-strand break repair via break-induced replication; DNA replication initiation. NCBI's taxonomy places the organism in Eukaryota, Fungi, Basidiomycota, Ustilaginomycetes, Ustilaginales, Ustilaginaceae. The transcript has a single exon. Gene Ontology annotation, cellular component: DNA replication preinitiation complex. The coding region runs from base 1 to 2238 and encodes 745 amino acids.